Messenger RNA from Saprolegnia parasitica CBS 223.65, 306 nucleotides. RefSeq lists its product as hypothetical. The record is from RefSeq and is a predicted model, not a curated record. The annotation marks the transcript as partial. Lineage: Eukaryota; Oomycota; Saprolegniomycetes; Saprolegniales; Saprolegniaceae. The transcript is spliced from 2 exons. Gene Ontology annotation, biological process: NAD transmembrane transport. Gene Ontology annotation, molecular function: NAD transmembrane transporter activity.
AUGCUCUCGCUGGAGAAGAACCGCCACGACAUGAUCGCAGGCGCAAUCGCGGGCUCGGUCACGGCCAGCAUGUGCUGCCCGCUGGACGUGGCCAAGACGCGCAUCCAGGCCCAAGGCGGCGUCUUGGCGUUUAGCAAGUACAAUGGCAUCUUCCGCAGCGUGCAUACGAUCUACGUCGAAGAAGGUGUGCGCGGCAUGUACCGCGGCUACUCGGCGGCGAUGCUGAGCUUCCCCGUGUACUUUUCGCUCUACUUUCCGACCUACGAGUGGGUCAAAGCGCAGUUCAACACGACAGCGUUGAGCAAC